GGAGUUUUCGCAAUAACAUUGCUUCAGUCUCAGGCAGAGCUUCAGAGUCUAAAGAACAGCAACUAAAAGGUGUAUUAAAAACAGUUGAAAACAAUUUUUUUUUUACUAAACAAUAUGAAGGCAGUAUUAGCAAUAUUAUUGCUUGGACUCCUCGUGGGUGGUGGCUUUACACUUGAUGUAUGCCAGGACCAAACUGAGGGUGCACACUUAGCACACCCAGUGGACUGCUCGAAAUUUAUUGUAUGUGAACAGCAAAAGACUGCAAAAAUAUUAGACUGUCCAAACGGAUUACAUUUUAGCCGAGAAAUGGGCAUGUGUGAUUUAAAAUCCAGAGCUGGUUGUGAAGUCAAGACUAAUGCGUAUGCAGAUGCAGAUACAUGCGAAUGUGAUUGUUCCUGCUGUUGUAAUUGUUGCAAUAGUACUCCUACUCCUACUCCUACUCCUACUCCUACUCCUACUCCUACUCCUACUCCUACUCCUACUCUUAUUCCUUCAACACCAACUGCUACACCUACACCUACACCUACGCCUACACCAACACCUACACAAACACCAACACCUACACAAACACCAACACCUACACAAACACAACCAACACCUACACAAACACCAACACCUACACCAACUGUUCCAGGUCCCGGUCCAAGCACAGGUCCAUCUGGCGUUUCAUGCACGAAUCCAGGCGUUUGUGAAGGUAAACCUGAUGGUACAAUGGCCAAGGAUAAUAGUACUACCGGAUAUAUUGUUUGUCAAUGUGGUUGUGAAAUUCCAAUGGAUUGUCCAAUUGGUACAGAAUUCAAUAUAACAUCUAAAGUUUGUGAUUGGCCAGCCGGUUCAGGUGGAAUUGUCUGCCCUGGUGAUUUAGUUUUUAACGCCACCGCUAAUGCUUGUGACUGGCCACCAGGCUAUGACUAUGGAACUGGAAAUGUAAAUGUUACUUGCAGCAAUAAUGAAACGAUAUGUAAAAAUCAGGCCGAAGGUAUACUCUUCCCAGUUGACGGUGUUUGCAAUCAGUUCUAUAAGUGUAAUUAUGGUUGCGCAGUGCCAAUUACUUGUCCAAAUAACUUAGUUUACAAUACCAAGGGACAAUAUUGUGAUUUCCCACAAAACUAUGAUUGCCCAUGGCCUUACACACCACCAUCAGGACCUAAUGCAGGACCUUCUGGAUUUGCAUGCCCUAGCGGUGGUCGUUGUGUAAAAGAAAAAGAAGGCACUAUGUUUCCAUCAUUAAAAAGCUGCGGUAGUUACGUUAUAUGUCAAUGUGAGUGUGAGAUAGAAUUGAAUUGCCCACCAGGAUUGUAUUAUGAUAACGAUCGCAAAACAUGUAAUUAUUCGAGUCAAGUGUCUUGUUCCCUAUCUUAUUGUUGUGAAAAACUGCCAAAAGAAAAUUGCCUACCUUUUAAAGAGGUGACGUCUAUUUUAGAAACAGAAAAUAGUAAUAAUAGAGGAGCUAGGAGAAUACAAUUAUUCUCUAAAGUCAACGCUGUUGAUAUUCCGCAUAAUGUUGGCGAUUUUAGUGAUGUUGAGCAAACUGAUGACGAUGUCAUAGAUGAACAUGCUCCAGUUUCAUUAGAUAUUGCUGUUGCUGAAAUAAUAUUGCUACUUAGCAUUUGUAUAAGCAGUAUUAAUGCAUUGACCUGUAGUAAACACGAAAUUGGUACGCGUUUAGCACAUUCUUACAGCUGCAACAAGUUCUUGAUAUGUAACAGUGCACGCUCAGCUUUGAUACAAGAAUGUCCAAAUGGAUUACAUUUUAAUGCAGAACUACAAGUAUGCGAUUAUCCGUCUAGAGCUGGUUGUGUUAAAAAUUUCACGUCAUUAUUAAGUGAAUGUGAAAAUUGCGACUGUAAUGUUUGCUGCACAGAUUGCAAUGAUAAUACUACUCCUGCUGCUACAACACCAGCCAUUACAACUACGACUACAACACCUAAACCAGUACCUACAACAUCAGUUUGUAUAACAACAGGGAUAACAACGGGAACAACUACGACUACAACAGCUAAACCAAUAACAACGGGAACAACUACGACUACAACACCUAAGCCGGUCCCUACAACAUCAGUUUGUAUAACAACAGAAAUAACAACAGGAACAACUACGACUACAACAGCUAAACCAAUAACAACAGGAACAACUACGACUACAACAGUUAAACCAAUAACAACAGGAACAACUACGACUACAACAGAUAAACCAAUAACAACAGGUACAACUACGACUACAACACCUAAGCCGGUCCCUACAACAUCAGUUUGUAUAACAACAGGGAUUACAACAGGAACAACUACGACUACAACAGCUAAACCAAUAACAACAGGAACAACUACGCCUACAACAGCUAAACCAAUAACAACAGGUACGACUACGACUACAACACCUAAGCCGGUACCUACAACACCAGUUUGUAUAGCAACAGGAACAUCAACUGCUAAACCAACAACUACUGUUUAUGAUACAACGUUUGCACCAACAACUAAAACAACAGUUGCGACAACAGUAGCAACUACUCCUGGAACUACAAUUCAUGAUACUACAACCAUUCCAAUUGUGACUACAACACCUGAACCAGUAUUUACAACAACAGCAAUUAUAACAACAGGGAUAUCAACACCUAAACCAACAACAACCGUUUAUGAUACAUCAGCUGCACCAACAACCAAAACAACACCAGCUACAACAGUAGCAACAGCAACAGGAACAACUACUGUAACAAUUCCAGCAACAACACCAGCAACUUCAACAGUUAUCUUCACGACCACAAAAACAUCCAUUACUACUCCAGCAACUGGUUGUGACGAAGUAUGUUGUGGUCAGCCAUCUGGAAGUAUAAUUAGUAAACAAGGAGAUUGUCAGAAAUAUAUAGUUUGUAAUGAUCAAAAACAAAUAAUUAUGUCCUGCCCAAAUAAUUUGCAUUUCGAUGCAUCUACCUUAAAAUGUGAUUUUCCUGAAAAAGCCAACUGUAAAUGGACUUAUGUACCGCCCAGUGGCCCAUCCGCUGGCCCCUCUGGAACAUAUUGCGCAGCCGGUGGACGUUGUGUAGGUAAGCCCGAUGGUACUCACUUUACCAGUUCAUCGAAUGCGUGCAGUUCAGAAUAUGUUGUUUGCCAAUGUGAGUGUGAAAUAAAUCGUAGCUGUUCUUCACCUCUGAUGUUUAAUGUUAAAUCGGGAGUUUGCGACUGGCCCACUAACUUCGGAUGUUAAAUAAGACAAUGUAAUAAAAAAUUA
This is a messenger RNA of Teleopsis dalmanni, 3225 nucleotides long. Its product is annotated as mucin-2-like. The record is from RefSeq and is a predicted model, not a curated record. Bases 115 to 3201 code for a protein of 1028 amino acids. The transcript has 4 exons. Gene Ontology annotation, cellular component: extracellular region. Lineage: Eukaryota; Metazoa; Arthropoda; Insecta; Diptera; Diopsidae. Gene Ontology annotation, molecular function: chitin binding.